AUAUUGUGGGGGGAACUUGAAGGCUGCCUGCUUACACUUGCUCCCGCGCUUUCGCCAUCCAGUUCACCUCGCCAGCAUGUCUCAGGCUGAAUUCGACAAAGCUGCCGAGGAGGUGAAGCGCCUCAAGACUCAGCCAAGUGAUGAAGAGAUGCUCUUCAUCUACAGCCACUUCAAACAAGCCACCGUGGGUGAUGUAAAUACAGAUCGGCCCGGGCUUUUGGACCUCAAAGGCAAGGCCAAGUGGGAUUCCUGGAAUAAGCUGAAAGGAACUUCCAAGGAAAGCGCCAUGAAAGCCUACGUGGAAAAAGUGGAAGAGCUAAAGAAGAAAUACGGAAUAUAGAAGACCAGAUUUGGUGGCCAGCCACACGUGUGACCUGUGAGGACAUAAUGCCUUGU
Molecule: messenger RNA, 396 nt
Organism: Myodes glareolus (Bank vole)
Lineage: Eukaryota; Metazoa; Chordata; Mammalia; Rodentia; Cricetidae
Source: RefSeq, a predicted model, not a curated record